Messenger RNA from Cetraspora pellucida, 265 nucleotides. Lineage: Eukaryota; Fungi; Glomeromycota; Glomeromycetes; Diversisporales; Gigasporaceae. The record is from the annotation of a GenBank genome assembly.
AUGGCUAAUUUGGAUAAAAUUUCUGUUUAUUUCUUCUUAGCAAGAGUAUCUAAGAGGCUUCAAAAUAUAGAUACUUUUAAAAUUCCUACUAGAAAGGAUCUUGCAGAUAUGAUAGUAAUGUCAAGUAUAAGACCUGCAGAAUAUCCUAGUUUGCUUACAAGAAUUGCAUUGAAACAAAAAUCAGAUUAUCUUAAUGCAGAUGAUAAUUAUGCUAUAGGCAAUACAGAAUCAGAAGAGUCUAACUCUGAAUCAGUGACAAGCAACA